GAUUAACUGCUGAAGUACUGAUCGAGUUCUGCUAUUCUUCAAUGAGGAACUACAGGCUGAUCUUUUGCCAUAAUCUUAAACAACCAUAAAUGACAAAAGAAUGCUUGGUCAGUGAGGGCAGCUGGCGCAGAAAACGUUUUUCAAACUCGGCUGUUUAAGUACUCUGAGAAAAGACAGCUUUGAUUUUUGGCUGCAAAAAGAUAUGAGGAAGAGCUCCUCCCCUUCCUUGAGUAACUGCAACUCUGUUCUUGCUAACAAAAUAUUUGGAAUUCCACUUGAUGAGCUGCAGCAAGAAGGGCAACCAGACAAUGAGGUUCCAUUCAUAGUCCGCCAUGUCGUGGACUAUAUUGAGGAACAUGGGGGUCUGGAACAAGAAGGACUUUUUCAAGUCAAUGGGAACGCUGAGACAGUGGAGUGGCUUCGGCAACGAUAUGAUAAUGGAGAAGAUGUGGACCUGGUUAAAGAAGCAGAUGUACCCUCAGCUAUCAGCCUUCUUAGGUUUUUUCUUCAAGAACUUCCAGAGCCAGUCAUCCCUGGCAGUUUGCACAUACAUUUGAUGCAACUUUCUCAAGAUUAUAAUAAUGAAGAUGAAUUUGGAAGAAAGUUGAGGUUCCUCUUGCAGCAGCUUCCACCUGUUAAUUACAGUUUGUUAAAGUUUCUGUGUAAAUUUUUAGCUAAUGUAGCAUCUCAUCAUGAAGAAAUCUGGUCAGCGAGUUCUUUAGCUGCAGUCUUUGGCCCAGAUGUUUUUCACAUUUACACAGAUGUGGAGGAUCUGAAAGAACAAGAACUGGUUAGCAGAAUAAUGGCAGGGCUUCUGGAGAACUACUAUGAAUUCUUUGAAAAUGAAGAGGAAGAUUUUUCAUCCACCAAUGAUUUAAGUUCAAUAACCGAGCAGAUCAAUGAUCUCUUGGAAGAGGAGGAAGAUGUAAAGCUUGAGCAGUCUGAAGAACUUCCAGAAGAUGGCACAGAGAAACCUGUUGAAAGGCCAGCUGUGGUGCAUCUAGAUGUGACAGGGAGUCUCUCGGAUUCCAGGAGUGUUACAGCAUCAACAAGUGCUCACAUCUCUCCCAUAAGUAUCUUGCCAGCCUCUGCAGACAUUUUAGAGAGAACAAUUAGAGCAGCUGUGGAACAGCAUCUUUUCGACCUGCAGAGCAGCUUAGAUAACGAUCUUAAACAUAUACAGCAGCACAGACUGGGCUGUAACAAUGAAGCCAACGAUCCCAGCGGGGAUGAGGAAGGAUCUAACAACCAGAAUGAUGUUAUUGAAGAUAAUGACACUGGUAGCAGUGAGAACACAGGAGGCUGCUCUGAAGUAUUGGUUUGCACUGAUUUAGACAGUGAAGCUAUGAAACAUGGUACUGUAACUGAGGAAGAAGAAAGCGUUCAGGUACCAGCCCUUCCUUCUGCUCAGGCUGCAGAUGUAUUAUUGAAAACAUGUGAUGAAGAUGCAGAUGUUGAUGGAGAAAAUAAUAGUGAAGGGGAAAAUAGUAUAUUGCUUGGUGGCAAUGAUAGAAUAUCUUCAGAGAUGUUUCUGGAUUCAAGUAACAAGACUUGUGAUCUUAAUGCAAAUACUGAUUCAGAGAUGUCAGGGGAUGGCAACGUUAAUGUUUCUGAGGAAGCUCUGAGUGUCCAAGUACCACGCCUAGAUCUGAAGAAUGUGUCUGAUGGUGACAAAUGGGAAGAUCCGUUUCCUGCUUUCAAGUCUUGGCAGGAGGACAGUGAAUCUGGAGAAGCUCAGCUUUCCCCGCAGGCUGGAAGGAUGACUAAUCAUCCUUUGGAAGAGGACUGUCACCCGAUACUGUCACAUCGGAGUCUGGAUUUUGGGCAAAGCCAACGUUUCUUACAUGAUCCAGAAACCUUAGAUUCAUCAUCCAAAGCACUUUCUUUUGUUAGAACACGAAGAGCAUCCUUUAGCUCAAAAGAUGACAAAAGGGAAGACAAGACACCUUAUCAGCUUGUCAAGAAAUUGCAGAAAAAAAUAAAGCAGUUUGAGGAACAGUUUGAAAAAGAGAAGAACAGUAAGCCCUCCUAUAGUGAUAUUGCAGCCAACCCAAAAGUUUUAAAGUGGAUGACUGAACUUACCAAAUUGAGAAAGCAAAUAAAAGAUGCAAAGCAGAGGAGCUCAGAUGGAGAAUUCAUACCUCAAACACGUCCACGAAGUAACACUCUUCCAAAAAGCUUUGGUUCCUCUCUUGACCAAGAGGAUGAAGGAAAUGGAGAUGAGAUGCAGGUCGUGCAGAAAGAGAAGAAGCCCACCAAGGAAGCCACACUUGAACUCAUUUUGAAAAGAUUAAAGGAAAAACGAGUUGAGAGAUGUUUGCCAGAAGAUAUAAAAAAAAUGACAAAGGACCAUUUGGUAGAAGAGAAAACAUCUCUCCAGAAAAGCCUCCUGUAUUAUGAAAGUCAACAUGGGCGGCCGGUUACUAGAGAAGAAAGACAUAUUGUGAAGCCACUUUAUGACAGAUACAGACUUGUAAAACAAAUGUUAACUAGAGCAAGCAUUACUCCUAUUCUUGGCUCACCAUCAACCAAGAGGCGGGGGCAGAUGUUACAGCCCAUUAUAGAAGGUGAAACUGCCCAUUUUUUUGAAGAAAUUAAGGAAGAAGAGGAGGAAAGUGAUGGUUUGUCUGCAGACCUGACCGAUAUCUUGAAGACUGCUGUCCAAACACAGUCUGUUUUAAGCCCAGUUGAAAACUCUGAGUCUGAUGUUGAAGAUGGUCAAGAGAAACUGACCCGGGACCUUCGGCUGUCAAGCACCCGUGCUGCUUCCAUGCCUGAAUUAUUGGAGCAACUGUGGAAAGCCCGAGCUGAGAAAAAGAAGCUACGCAAGACACUACGGGAAUUUGAAGAGGAGUUUUAUCAGCAGAAUGGGAGGAACGUACAGAAAGAAGAUCGGGUUCCAAUGCUUGAUGAGUACAGGGAGUACAAGAAACUUAAAGCCAAGCUUAGGCUGUUAGAAGUCCUUAUCAGCAAACAAGAUUCUUCAAAAUCAAUUUAAAUUAUAUUCUUCCAACCCAUUGAAUAACAUGAUGUUUCCAUAUACUACCACUGUACUUAUUGAGUGCUUGUGUUCAUUUGUCAUGCACUGUUGAAAGAAUCCAGUUUGUGCACUUUAUUGUGGUGCCACUCUAAGGUGUUUGAAGGGUAAGUAGGUCCUGUCUAGAAAGCAAGUAAGAUUUCUAAGUUUGAGACUGCUCUAUCCAACUUUAGCAAACACAGUUUCCAUCAGAGUUUUGUCUAACAGAUGCAUCCAUCUUAUUCCAAAACCACCAUAGCUUUGUUUUUUCUUUAGCAUUCAAGAACUGUGAGACUUUUGUUAUUACCCAACUUUUUACAUUCUUGAAGAAAUUCUUAAUACCAUAAUGCUACACUGAACUAUUCCUCUUGGCUGUUUUUUAUUAUGGGGUGGAAAAAAGUCAGCAAAUUAAACGUACUGCUCUUUUUCCUUGGAACAUUAAAAAACCAGACUGAAAUUCCUUUUUCAAAGGACUGCUGUGGAACAACUUUUAAGUUUUGGUAUUCUAAAUUGCACCUGUAAC
Nestor notabilis (Kea) is the source of this 3539-nucleotide messenger RNA. It is a transcript of the gene FAM13B, whose product is annotated as family with sequence similarity 13, member B. The transcript has 23 exons. NCBI's taxonomy places the organism in Eukaryota, Metazoa, Chordata, Aves, Psittaciformes, Psittacidae. Gene Ontology annotation, biological process: signal transduction. The record is from RefSeq and is a predicted model, not a curated record. The coding region runs from base 203 to 2998 and encodes 931 amino acids.